UACUCUACUUCAGAGCCUUAGUCGCUCAGAAUAUAUUUCGCGAGCUUAUCAAUUCGCACGAAAAUCGGAGCGCUCCCUUAAAGUGUUAAUUAAGAGCUGGGAAAUCUACUAAUUGUGAAGGCGAAAUGGCAGAAGCUGUAAAAAAAGAAAUUGGUGCCGGUCGUCCUCUGGAUGGUGGAGGGGGUGGCAGCGGAGGAGGCGGUGGGGGCGGCGGAACGGGAAUGCCCAAAAGAAAGCAUCGCCGUGGCAAAAAGUCAAAGAUGAUGCCCAAGAAGUCCAAGAACCACUAUCCACAGUGGAAACUCGAUAUGCCAACGGGUGCGGGAGCAACGCUCGAGGGUAAUACUCGCCAGAAUAGUCGCACCAAGUUGGUCCGCUCUCGAUCUUUGCUCGUUCCAUACAACACCAACCGCUUCCUGAUGGAAGAGCACAUGUCCGAGGUGCCCAAGGACGACUCUGACGACAAUUGUUUCGGGUCGCAGACUGAGGACCAGGUGCUAUUUCUCUCCAAGGAGUUCUCCAACGUCUACGAACGGGCGCGUCUUGAGCGCCUGGAGACUAUGAGUAAGCAGGAGCUCAUCCAGGAAUGCCUGCAGAUCGAGGAUCGCUAUUCCAAGGCCCAGAACGUCUCGAAGGAGUUUAGCGCCAAGCUACGGGCGCAGGAAGAGAAGAUGCGACAGCUUACCAGGGAGAACCAAUUUUUACGUUCUCACUUCCUGCGUUCGUGUCCGACGACAGCUGGACCUGCGGCAGCUGCAGCGGCUGCCGCAUCUCCACCAUCGGCGGUGGCACCCACACCCAGCUCCGCCUGUGAGCUGCAGGCCAGACAACAGCCGCCGCAGCAGCCCCAGCCCACACCGAUGGACUCCUCCAGCGAGGACAGCGAAAGCGACAGCAGCAGCACUACGUCGAGCACCACUUCCAGCACAUCCUCGAGCAGCAGCGAUGGUCACGAGAUGGGCGUGGCCGGUCUGAACAUUGCCAACGGACAUGCCGAGCGCCACGAGCGGAGCCGUACCCGCUCCAGGUCAAGAUCGCCUAUCCACCUAAACGGUCAUGCCGACGAGGAGGAACGCCAGCGCCUGCUGGACGGCAAUCAAAUGGACGAAGAUGAAAACUCCAGCGAUGUCCCAAAGCCAGGCGAUUCUGCGGUCAAAUAAGCUGGACGUUGUCACCCUUUCCUGUGUAAAUAGAAGACUCAAUUGUGGUAGACUGCGGCGACAUAUGGACAAAAACCCUGCUUAGUUUUUAAGUAAUCUCUGCGCGCCUCAGCCGUGGGGAUUUCAUUUUUAAUCAUCAUCAUCCAGCAAAAACAUUAGAUUUAUUCUGUUAUCUGCAAACGAUGCCUACCGCAUGUAAAAUAUUUCAAGAUGUUGCCUCGACGCGUUAAUGAUUUUAAUGGAUUUUUUAUAAUGAAAACUCGAUUUGUAGGUUAAUAAAAAGUUGAAUCGUGAAUUCAA
Messenger RNA from Drosophila ficusphila, 1460 nucleotides. It is a transcript of the gene Hexim, whose product is annotated as protein HEXIM1. The record is from RefSeq and is a predicted model, not a curated record. Gene Ontology annotation, molecular function: 7SK snRNA binding; cyclin-dependent protein serine/threonine kinase inhibitor activity. Gene Ontology annotation, biological process: negative regulation of transcription by RNA polymerase II; negative regulation of cyclin-dependent protein serine/threonine kinase activity. Lineage: Eukaryota; Metazoa; Arthropoda; Insecta; Diptera; Drosophilidae. The transcript has 3 exons. Gene Ontology annotation, cellular component: cytoplasm; nucleus; nucleoplasm. The coding region runs from base 126 to 1160 and encodes 344 amino acids.